Molecule: messenger RNA, 324 nt
Organism: Solanum stenotomum
Lineage: Eukaryota; Viridiplantae; Streptophyta; Magnoliopsida; Solanales; Solanaceae
Product: MAPK kinase substrate protein At1g80180-like
Exons: 2
Coding region: 1-324 (107 amino acids)
Source: RefSeq, a predicted model, not a curated record
AUGGCUGGGUUGCAAAGAUCGGCUGUUUCAUUCCGCAGACAAGGUUCAUCUGGACUUAUAUGGGACGACAAAUACUUAUCAGGUGAACUGAUCAAUCAGCCAGUCAAACAUAAAGAAACUAACAAAAAACGAGUAGGAAAACCCAAAGAGGAAAUGAAGCUGCAGGUGGAGACUUCAUCAACAACCAUUGGAUCAACAGGGAGGAGAGGAUCCAACAGCGGUGGAGGGGUGAACCCGACGGCAGAGCCAUGGUCCCCUAAGGUUUCUGCAUGUGGAUUGUGCAGUGCUAUUAAUGGCAAAAAAGAUGCAAUGGAUCCAUUGUAG